AAAAAAAAUACAAGAAUAAAUGACAACUACCCUUCCUUUUAUAUCGAAGAACAAAAACUAGUAAAUAAUCAUCAUAUUUGUAGUGUGGAAAUGAAAGCUGUUACUUGGCAAAAAGAUUCUCAUGGAUUGUUUGAUUAUGAGACUAAAUCUUUAAGCGUUAAAAAACAUAGGGUUGAAGGAUCAUGCAAAGUUAGCAGAGAAGGUUUGAAAGUGUUAAUUUAUUAUAGAGAAUGAAAUAGUUAUAUAAGAUGGAAAGGCCAAGGAUGAGGCACACUUACCUCUAACAUCCAUUUAAGCCCAAGGAGGUAUAAUUCUUAUUAACAUUCAGACUAAUAUUUUAUUCAACCGAAUUAAAACUCAACAGAAAACGAAAAUUAUUUAAUUGUUCGUAGUUUAAAAAAUGCUGAUGGUGUUUAAAAGGUAUUUAUAUUUAUUACAGUAUAGGGUUAUACAUUAUAAGAGGGGGAUCUUCUAAAAUUAGGCAGGGUUGAAUACCAUGUGAUCGAAAUCAGAGACAGUAAGGGACAAAUAAGAACAGUGAAGGAUGUUUUCUAGUCAGAAGCUAAAAUUACCCCUUCUUUAGAUGGGAAUGUAACAUAGUAGUGCAAAAUAUGUUUAAAUGAAGAAGAAACCCCAGAAGAUCCAUUUAUUACACCUUGUAAAUGCAAUGGAAGUUGUGCUUAUGUGCAUUUUAAUUGUUUAAAGCAAUGGUUAGAAAGCAGGGGUUAUAAAAAAGAAUCUGGCAAUACAAUUUCCUAUAGAUGGAAGAAGUAUCAAUACUGAUAUCUUGUAGAUUAGAGUGUGAAGUCUGCUAGGAAUUGUUGCCUCAAUAAAUUAGAUUCAAAGGAAAGGUGCUCGACUUAGCAGCCUUGGAAAGACCCAAUCAACCAUACAUAAUUCUUGAAAACACAUAAAUCUCUGAAAAAGAUAAGAAGGCCUAGAGAGGAAUAUACCUUAUCAAAGGAACUCCUGACGAUCAAAUCAAAUUAGGUCGAGGACAUUAAUGCGAAAUUAGAAUCUCAGAUAUCUCAGUAUCACGACUACAUGCCUUUAUCAAAUAUGAGAAGGGAAAUUUUGUUAUAGUUGAUAAUAAUAGUAAAUUCGGAACUUUAGUUCGUCUCUAAACUCCAUAUCUUAUAUGCAUGGAUAAAAUUGCAAUAUAAGUAAUUUACAUAUCAAUUAAAUUUUCAGGUUGGAAGAACAGUUUUGACAUUUGUUAUGAAAUCCUUUUAGAGUAUUAAUCCUAACAUUCAUGCUGCCGGUGUUCAGACUGUGAAUAUGAAUCAUAUUAAUGAUUAAUAAAGAGCUGCCUUAUAAGGUCAGGGCUAAAUUGGAUUUUAUUAAGGGUCAAGCAAAACUUAAACAAAUAAUAAUAACUAGAAAAAGAAUGAAAAACAUUCUGGUUGAAUGAAAAUAUAUAAAUUUAUUCCAAUUUACC
This is a messenger RNA of Paramecium octaurelia, 1438 nucleotides long. Lineage: Eukaryota; Ciliophora; Oligohymenophorea; Peniculida; Parameciidae. The record is from the annotation of a GenBank genome assembly.